Messenger RNA from Prorocentrum cordatum, 153 nucleotides. Lineage: Eukaryota; Dinophyceae; Prorocentrales; Prorocentraceae. The record is from the annotation of a GenBank genome assembly.
AUGCUCCGCGCCCUGUUCGUCGAACUCAUGCAGACCCUGAGCGCUGUUGGUGUCAAGGACGUGCGCCUCAACAUGGACAAGAUGAAGCUUUUGGAGUCGCACGCCAGCGGGCGAGAGCACGAGAAGAAGGAGGCGAUCCAGCGCACGGCGCAG